UAGAAAACGGGACCAAAAUAAAUGUCACUGUGUCAGGUCCUCGGCUGCAAAAUCUUGUGUAAAUUGAAAAAAAAUCCUAUAUUAAGAUGGCAGUAAGUUCAACACAGCAAACCAUUAACUAUGGGAGACAUGUAUGGCCUAAUGGUAAGGAUGUUAAUGCUGGAAAUGCUGGAAAUGCUGCAGAUGAAAUACGUCGACAAAAGAUUAACUCGGUGUGGACAGUUAGCAUGGAAGAAAUGCUGAUUUACUUUGUGAAAGCCAACCCCCUGUUAUGGGACCCCAAGCACCCACACUUCACCAAGCCAAUGCUCAAGAGGAGGAAGGUUGAUGAUAUUGCAGCUGUUAUUCAAAGAGAUUCUGCACCUAAUGGGGAAUUCACUCUUACUGGAGAAGAUAUUUGGAGAAAAUAUAGAAAUAUGCGGAACUUCUUCCUACGAGAAGUGAAGCGAACAAGUGAGAAGCGACGUGAGUCUGGAGAUGAUGAAUAUACCUCCAAAUGGGUCCAUUUCAACAGACUGCGGUACCUGUUAACUCCCUUGAAGCUCAAGCUCAAUUCCAAUCAACCAGAUUUUUCCAGCAAUGAGGUUGGAAACAGGUAUUCAUUCUUGAAAGAAGAAAGGCAGAAUAUUAGCACAGCUGUAAAUGAGGAGAAUACCAGGCUGCAACAGGACUGGAGGGAAGAAGUGAGAGUUGGUGGGGAAUGGGAAAGUGUCCCUGAGCAAGUUGCCUCUACUUCCAAUAUGUCAGUCGGAUCAACAUCAACUUCUCAGCCUGUGCACGUGCCUGCCAGUACUGAACCCUGUGUACCACCAACAAAUCAGAGAAAGCCAAAAAAUCCUAGACUAAUGAAUUCUGACGAUUUACAAAAGGCUGCUAAAGUUUUACAGAGCUUUGAGAAAGAUCCAGGAGAUGUUGCUGAAAGUUUUGGAACCUUUAUUGCAACAUCACUUCGGACUCUGUCAGAAGAAAGUCAGCACAUUCUUAUAGCAAAAAUUACUCGGGUGAUGGCAGAAUUUCAUUCAGAAAAAUGAGAAUGGCCCUAAUAUAAUUCAUAUACUGUUCUGUAAUUCAUAGUCUUUCUACAUGAUAAAGUCUCUCUGAACCAGACACUGUCAACUGGACAUAUACAAUGAUUGCAUUUGAAACCGUCCAUUUUUUCCAAACAUUCCUGCAUUUUCAGUCAUACUUGCCCCCCCUCCCCAAGUCUGAAUUUAUCUUGGAAGCUACACAGAUUUUCUUACGGUUUGAUUCUCCCCAAGGGCAUAUGACAAUGCUGAUUGGCUGUUAUAUGACUCUUCCAAGGACCCUAGGCUGUGAUUGGCUCCUCUCCUCUCACUGUGACUUGGAUCCUCUCUCCCCAUCUAACCCCCAGUUCUUUUGUGUCCUGAUGCCAAAAUUUUGUGAUGUGGUGACAUUGCCUCAUUUAUUAAUAAAAUGUGCAAGAGAUAAAUAUUUAACCAUGCCUAAAGUGACAGCCAAACCUUUGGGGAGGAUAGAGAAGAGAAAAACCAUUGGUAAUGAAACUAAAACUUGAAAUAAUGAAGAUACUAGUGGUGACCUGGUGUGUAGUAGUGACAUAACACUAUUCAGAUAUUGCAGUGCUAAUGGACCACUUCAAACUUUUGUUAUGUUGUAUUUAUCUUCCACUCCACUUUCACUGUAUGGAAGAUUACAUUGAAAAUACAUGAAAAAGUACAGUACAGUACGAGAGGUUUACUGUCCUGUACUUAAUGUCCUUUAUUUCCUUCUACACAUUUCUGUCUCCAUUAUCCUAUAUUUUAUUUUAUAUUUUGAUGGUUAUACAAUUGGUUUAUUGGAAAAUUGCAAGAGUAACCAGAAAAUAUAUUAUUUUGUCUGGUUAAGAAAAUGUUUUUAACUAAGAA
This is a messenger RNA of Homarus americanus (American lobster), 1883 nucleotides long. RefSeq lists its product as uncharacterized. Bases 87 to 1031 code for a protein of 314 amino acids. Gene Ontology annotation, cellular component: nucleus; transcription regulator complex. Lineage: Eukaryota; Metazoa; Arthropoda; Malacostraca; Decapoda; Nephropidae. The transcript has 3 exons. Gene Ontology annotation, biological process: regulation of transcription by RNA polymerase II. The record is from RefSeq and is a predicted model, not a curated record.